UGCACACCAGCAUACAAGGACCAUCGGAGAUUAAGAGCGCACGCAGUUGGUUGUUGUGGCCUCCCAAAAGAAAAACGCAGCAGUUGGACAAAGCGACAAGACAGCUGCUGAUGAGGAUGCCCGGAACGGCACCGGAAUGGUUGUUCCUCUUGCUCGCCCUCGUCGGCGGCGUCACCGCCGCGGUGUCCUCGCUCCGCCUCCUCCGCUACCUCGCCCUCUGCCUGCGCCGGCCGAGGGACCUCCGCCGCCGGUACGGCGCGUGGGCAGUGGUAACCGGCCCGACGUCCGGCAUCGGCCGGUCCGUGGCGCUGGAGCUCGCGCGCCGCGGCCUCAACCUCGUCCUCCUCGACAUCGACGCCGCCAACCUCCGGGAGACCUCCGACACGAUCAGGUCGCGCCACGCCGUGAAGACCAGGACCCUCGUAUUCGACCUCUCGCUCGUCGCCACCCCACAAGGCGACGAGUCGAUGCGGCGGCUCCGGGCAGCGAUCGACGGCCUGGACGUCGGGUUGCUGGUGAACAACGCCGGGAUGGCGAAUCCGUUCCUGGCGUACUUUCACGAGGCCGACGUGGAGGCGUGGUUGAGGAUGGUAAGGGUGAACCUGUGGGCGCUGACGGAGGUCGCGGCCGCCGUCCUGCCAGGGAUGGUGGAGCGCGGCCGGGGCGCUGUACUGAACAUGGGAUCGGCGUCGUCGGAGGGGAUGCCCUCCUUCCCACUCAACACCAUCUAUGCAUCCACUAAAAAGUACGUUGCCGUGUUCUCCCGGAGCCUUUACGUCGAGUAUAGGAGCAAAGGGAUUGAUGUGCAGUGCCAGGCCCCAAUGUUCGUGGCGACAAGGAUCGUACCGAACAUCCUGCGAGACAAAUGGUAUCUCUCGCCGCUGUUGUCGACAACAGCGGACGCCUACGCCCGCGCGGCGGUGCGCUGGAUCGGGCACGGCGCAAUCUGCAACCCCAAUCUUAGCCACCAGCUGCAGCGGUGCCUCCUCGCAAUCGUGCCGGAAGCCGCGCUCGACUGGUGCCUGCUGCAGUUCGUCCGGCGGCUGAGAGCGGAGAGUAGGGGCGUCUUGGCGAGGGUGGGCGCGGUUGGGAAUGGGACAGAUCGGAAGAACUCAAUGUAGCGAACAUAGUGAAGUAAGUGUGCGUGUUGGUCCUCGGACAUUUUACCUUGUUGGUUAGUACUUAAGUACUACCUCCGCUCCGUUAUAUAUUUGACGUUUCAGGCACAUGUUUUGCCUGCAAUCAGUCCUUUUUAUUUGUUCGGAAACGUCGACUAAAAAGAAUUGGAGGUAGUACUUUGCUUUGAUUAUGUUGUUAUAUCAAUCAAUGAACCAAAAAGGGAGCUUGUAGCAAAAGGUAUGGCCUUCUGGGUUGUAGCCCGUUAAUUUCUGUCAGUCUAUGGGACUAAUAAUGUGUUAAUUUUUAAUUUUUA
This is a messenger RNA of Setaria italica (foxtail millet), 1432 nucleotides long. RefSeq names its product very-long-chain 3-oxoacyl-CoA reductase 1. NCBI's taxonomy places the organism in Eukaryota, Viridiplantae, Streptophyta, Magnoliopsida, Poales, Poaceae. The transcript has 4 exons. Gene Ontology annotation, cellular component: endoplasmic reticulum. The record is from RefSeq and is a predicted model, not a curated record. The coding region runs from base 111 to 1121 and encodes 336 amino acids. Gene Ontology annotation, molecular function: ketoreductase activity.